Molecule: messenger RNA, 510 nt
Organism: Triticum turgidum subsp. durum (durum wheat)
Lineage: Eukaryota; Viridiplantae; Streptophyta; Magnoliopsida; Poales; Poaceae
Source: the annotation of a GenBank genome assembly
AUGGAGAACCUCUUCCUCAAUAACAUCAACGGCGGAAACCUCCGCGCCAACGGGAGGUACCGCCCCUGGAACAACGGUGUCAGCGUCGACCACAUCGACGACAUCAACAACAUCAGCACCAUGAUGCACUGGGUCGUGGAGGUCAUCCCCGCCAGGGAGAUCAUACCUCGCCUUCCACGUCCGUCUCCGCUUCCCGACCUCUUGUUGCGGCCGCGGCUGAUCUUGUACGUGUGGCCGAACAUCCACGGGGGCCUCAUCACCCACGGCACGUUCGUGUUCGGUGUGAGGUCCGUGUUCCGCCUGAGGAGCGAGCUGGCUAGGCGGCUGGGCGACCUCGCAAUCAUGGACCUGGAGGUCGCCGACCUCGUCAUGUGCUUGCCCACGCAUGAUGGCCGGCUUAUUCCACUGGUCGUGGAUCUGCCCCGCAGCGGCGAGACCCUCCACAUCGUGGUCGUCAUCGUCGGGUCACCUGCCUACAUGGCGCUGCAGUACGCGGAUGUCGAUGCAUAG